UAUUUUUACUUGAAUCCAACAAAUAACAUCAACAUUUAACUUUUUAACACAUCAAACAAAUAAUAAAUGACUUUUUAUCAAUUAAAUUCACUAAGAUAAAAUCAUUUUACUUGGAGAUUCGUAUAUCGAUCAUGCCGGUCAUACUGGUGGUGUCAUACCGAUUUUAUGACCAGUACAGGUUAAACCAGAUUCAACCAGUGGCACGCCGGCCGGCGUGACAACCAUCAUCUCAAUUCUCAACACACACAACAUUAACAAGUACACUAUUACGUACAACAGCAUGCACCACCAUUAUCCAAAUCUUCCGGCUGACUGUAGAGCUAACACCAGAUCAAAGAUAAGGGAUUCUGGCACAUGCGGUAUUGUUACUGUUGUGUAACGCUAGCUAGCUGUCGGCAAACUCGUCGCAAAAUCUGAGCAUUAUAAAUCCCGGCAUUGUGGAAGCAACCGAGAGAGACAACAAACAAAACAGUCCCACUCCUUCCUUCUUCAACCUUAUCCAAUUAUUAUCCUAGCUAGCUAGCUUGUAACAUGGCUGCCGCUUCUGCUCUCCCUACAGUUUCUCCACUGUCGUCGUUCGUUUCUAAGGCUAGCACGACGACGAUGAUGAUAAGCUGCGUCGUCGUCGUCAAGGCUCCGAAAAGAUCGGCUCCUUUAUGCAGCUGGAGGGCAGCUGAUGAUCAGAAGCAGUACUCGACCGAUGGCGGUCUCAUUCCGUACCCAAUCUUCGGCAAAGCUGUUGAUCGGAAGUGCUCAACCGGCGCCGGCGGUGGUGAUGGUGGUCUCAUUCCGUAUCCGAUCUUCGGCAAAGGUUGUCAGAAGAAGGACUCGAUCGAAGGGGAUGGCGGCCUGAUUCCGUACCCCAUUUUCGGCAAAGCUCAGAAGUGAUCGUAUUAUUUCCUUUUCAUGUGAUAAUAAUAAUAAUAAUAAUAAUAAUAAUAAUAAUAAUAAUAAUAAUAAUAAUAAUAAUAAUUAAUGUGUUUCUAAAAGGAUUAGUUUGGUGACAACAUACGGUGAUAAAAAAUUCAUUGUAUCCUAGUGUUUAUGCGUACGUCUUCAUCAGUAACGAAGUCUUUAAUUAAUUUGCUAAUUAUUGUAUGCAUGUGGCCGUGACGUACUUCUGUUGCUAUUGUGUUUGUACCAAGUAUAUAUGUUGUCUUUAAUUAAUUUGCUAAUUAUUGUAUAUGCAUGUGAUUGUGACGUACUUCUGUGCAAAUUUCAAACUCAUGGAUUGAUUUUCGUUUAAGAGCACAUGUUAGAGAGUUGUCAUGACAGCUGCGAGAGCAGCAGCAGAAGCCAUGGUAGCUAGCCGCUGCGUGUGUUGCUUACGUUGAGCACUUCUUUGGACAUAUACGAAGAAAGAACAAACAGGGGGGAAAAGUAAGAAUCGCGGCAUGCAAUCCAGACAGACACUAGUGUACAUAUAAAAUUGGGUUAAUUUGGCUGGUUUGCAUGCAUGUGAAGUACGUGGUGAUGCUGCAUGCAUGUGUGAGUGAAAUAUAAAUUGGUGUUGGGUAUUUUUUUUUUCUCCAUUAAAAUGCAAUCAUUUUG
Messenger RNA from Linum trigynum, 1551 nucleotides. The record is from the annotation of a GenBank genome assembly. Lineage: Eukaryota; Viridiplantae; Streptophyta; Magnoliopsida; Malpighiales; Linaceae.